AUGACACAUGUGUUAGUUGAACAAGAUGCGACAAUGAUUUCGUUUGUGCCCACCAAUGAAUUGUGUCUGCAAAAAGACCAAGAAAAUGUGAAUAAUGAAUAUGUGUUUAUCAUCGAUUGCAGUGGAUCAAUGGCUGAAGAGUCAAAAAUCGGUUAUGCGAGACAAGCAAUGCUUGUGUUUCUUAAAGCUAUUCCGGUUCAAUCAUCGUUCAACGUUAUCCGAUUUGGUUCAUCGUACGAAAUAUUAUUUAAGAACGACACAGUUGUUGAAUACAAUGAACAGAACGAAAGGACAGCAACACACUAUAUUGAAAACAUGCAAGCAGAUCUCGGUGGAACCGAAUUGUAUGAACCACUGAAAUGGAUCAUGGAACAUCCCCCAAAAACGAAUCAUUCAAGGCAAAUAUUCCUGUUGUCCGAUGGAGAAAUAACUGACGUGCACACCGUUUUGGAUUUAUGCAAACAAACGUCACUCACCACACGAAUCUUUUCGUUUGGUCUCGGUUCAUCACCAUCGCGUGCCCUUAUCAAAGGUCUUGCUCGAUCAACAAACGGUUCCUAUGUAUUCAUUCCACCUAAUACACACGUUGAUAUAGCCGUAGCAAAACAAAUGUCAAAAGCUCUUGCGCCGAGUCUCAUUCAGACAAAGAUCAAAUGUAAUCUUGGCGAAUAUGUAAUAUCACCAAGAAAAAUACCACCAAUAUAUGCAAAUCAACGUCUCAAUAUUUAUUUACUCAUGAAAACGCCAAUAACCACAGAGUUAAAUGGAACAUUCGAAUUUUAUUCCAAUAACAAAGUGCUUCCAGUACCAACUGUAGCUUUUCUUGUACGCAAAUUACGUGAAUAUCGAUAUUCACUCAAAUUGGGACAUAGACUUCAAGAAUCGAAAUCAUUGCAAGCACGAUUCAACGAUUUAUCAAAAGAAAUCGAAACAGAUAAUAAAGCAAAACUUAUAGCCAUCUCACUGAAAUACAAUAUCCUCUGUCCAUACACUGCAUUUGUCGGUAUUGAAAAACGUUUAGCAAAUGAUAAUUCAUGUAUACAACUACGAGAAGUACCCAUUGAAAUUGCCGAUAAUGAGGAUGAUAACAAACAGCGUGACAGGACAUUGAAAAAACGUAUUGCAAUCAGUCACUUGGGAUUUCUCAAUGGCACUUUCUCAGCAAGUGGACACAGAGGGGGAAGCGGUGACCGAGGCGUUAGAACACUGGACAAAUACCGAAAACAAAGUUGCUGCACAUCGGCCUACAACAGACCUAUGAUAAAUUCGCCAGAGCGAGACCUUCAAGAAGAGCAUUACGUAAUCAAUCAGUUCAAUAAUCGAAACAAAGUCGCUCGUAGUAACAAUGCAACCAGUCGUAUUGGCUUUCUCAAUGAUACUUUGUCUGCAAGCGGAUGCGGGGGUGGAAUAGGUGGCCUAGGCGUUAGAACACGGGACAAGGAAAUACAAAGUCUCUCCCCUCGUCUCGAGGAUGAAGAAGACGAUGACACACAAGAACACACAAGUUUCAGAAAGACUAGAAAAAGAGUGGAAACGGCACAAUUGUAUAAGCAACAACGUCGACUUUCUCGUUCUCAUUCUCGAUCGCGCUCUCGUUCUCGAUCGCCUUCUCAUUCUCGAUCACGUUCUCGUUCACGUGGAGCUGUACAGAGAAAAUACUCUGAAAGAAAACAAAAUAACGAUGGAUAUGAAGAGAAUACUGUCCGUCGUUUAAUCAAAAUGCAACAGUUUGAUGGCACAUGGAAUUUGAAUAAAGAGCAGUUAAAAGAAUUUCUAAAUGUAAGUGAUGAUCAGUAUCAACAGAUCACAGCUUUGGAAGAAGAUAGAGUCAUUCUAUCAUCAAUUAUUAUUUUUGUCAUAUUGAAAAAACUAUAUCAAAACGACGAACAGCUCUGGAAGCCAAGUGUUGAUAAAACACAUAAAUAUUUGUUGAAACAUUACGGAAGUAAAGACAAACUGGAUAAACUGAUUGAAAUUAUCACAAAUAUCUUUUAGACAGAAGUUGUAUUUUUACUAUUAAAUAAUUUUAAAUAUAACUUACAUAUACUUCUAAAUCAGCAUGAAAUAACUUGGGAUUUUUUUGAAUAAAUAAAACAAAACUAAGUACACGGAUCAUAAGUGGCGGGACGAUUUGGAUCUAGGGUAGACUCAAAAUUAAUAGAUAGGAAAAACGACAUAGAAAAAGAUUUUUUGUCAGCCUACAGGCUCCGCUGCCUAUGAUACGGAUCUGUUAAAAAAAGCUACUUGUCCACAAUGAUGAAACUCUGAGCACUGAUUCGAGGAAGCAUUUUGAUUAAUACUUUAGCCCCCCCCUCACGGGUCACUGGAGUCGCCAUUCGUAGAAACGUUGUUGAUUUCUAGCGAAAGUUUGCUUCGUUCGCACCUUGAACUUCGACAGAGAAACAGAGAGUGUAGCAAUAAUCGGGACCGAUAAUCGUUUUGUCUUGUGUACUUGAGAAAAGGAGUUGUUGUAAUUGUGUACUCCACAUCAUUAAAAGCAAAUGACGGUAAUACCAACACAACAUCAAUAUUAUCACAUUUGUUCCCUUUCCAGUAUGUUGGCAAUCACAGCUAUACUUUCCUUCUCAAGGUCAGUAAUCAAGUUUUGUUUUAUAUGAAAAUCCAAUCGUUAUAAUCAUAUCAUAAAAUGCAAUUAAGAAAGAGAAACAACAAAAUUUUCAGUAGGAGUAGGCUGAGAUUCGAGACUUUUGAAAACAAACUACAGUAGUUAAAACCAGUGAUUAAACAAUGCAAGCCUUUUACUCUCACCUGGGAGAAUAGUAGGUUGAAUUUACCUACUAACCUGAUCAAGAUUUCAUGUGUAUGUGUCACUUACCGUGAUAUCUGUUAUGCACCUCUUAUGUCCUGGUUUCUCCUCGAAAGAUUGGAUAUCAAAAUAGACAUUUAUGCACCAUUCGAUAGAGAAUUGCAAGAGCUAUAUUUUGCACUAUUUAUAUUCGAAAAACGAGAAAUUUCGAUUUUUCGCCAAAUUUCCGCUUGGAUGCCCGCUGUGCAAGGUGUACAUGACUAGAUUUGUAUCCCCAAGCUUUAUCAAAUGUUUACGAUAAAGUUAAAUUUAUGCUUCAAGCAUGCUUCAUGCUAUCAAAUGCUAGCAUGCUUUGAUGCUAGUUUAUACUUUUUAUUUUAAAAUAAGAAAAAAAAUAACCAGUAGUAAUCACAAGCAAGUAGGAGACACCUAUAAUAGUAAUCAUUAUUUCGUGUAGAUAAAAAACAGAAUAUAAGCAACAGUAAGAGUAUAAGAGAAACAGCAAAAAUAGAUCUUAUGGUUUUUUAAUCUUUUCUGAUUAGCCUGUUUAUUGAUCAAAAAGGUUAAAUAGAAGGCCACCUCAGAGGCAAUUCUGUAAAAUCCAUAUUAAAAGGCCAUGGCCUUUUAUUUUGUCUCAUGAUGUUUAGAUUAUUUUGUUUCGUUAUUUUUUUAUAAAGAGAAAAUGUAAAGU
Messenger RNA from Didymodactylos carnosus, 3458 nucleotides. Lineage: Eukaryota; Metazoa; Rotifera; Eurotatoria; Philodinida; Philodinidae. The record is from the annotation of a GenBank genome assembly.